UUGAUAGGAGGUACCUAAGCAGCUACUACCUAAACAGUGAGCAGGUGAGGGAGGCACUACCCUGAAGUAUUGUAUUGUACCUAAUGUAAGCCAGACAAGCCGUAGAAGGGUCAAGCGGUCUGUCCAUCGUAGAUCCCUAACUUUGAACCUGAACCUACAUAUUUCAUAUUUACAUAUUUACAUAUUUACAUACAUUUGCUCACUUCAUUCUCUGUCUUAGAGCUGAAGGGUUACACGCCCACCUCGUGUCUCUAUCGUUAGGUAUAGCUUGUUUACUUACUUGCUUGCUUACUUUCUAAACAACUACUUGCUUAUGCUUGCUGCUUAAUACGUCUUUACCCUCUCUCCUACGUUGGCAUCUAUAGCUACGCCGUAACCCUAGCCAAGAAUUUAUCAUGUCGCUCCCUUCCAACGUCCACGUCUCUAAGCACCCGUGCUUGGUGGCCAAGCUAAGUCGUCUACGGUCUAAGAGCACAGAGUCUCGAGAAGUCAAGUCUUUAAUAAAUGACAUCUCUUUGAUCCUCGGAUGCGAAGCUCUGGCUGCAUCCUUGACGCCUGUUGAUGGACCAAAGGGCGAGACUCCCAUCGGGUACGAAUAUACCACAACGACGCUACGGCCGGAAGCUCUAUCAAUAGUCCCUAUCCUUAGAUCGGGUCUCGGUAUGGUAGAAGCGAUACAAACCCUACUUCCUGAACCCGUCCCCGUACACCACUUAGGCUUGUAUCGGGAGCCCAGCACGCUCGAGCCCGUCGAAUAUUACAACAAUCUUCCACAUCAUGUCUCUACUUCGGCGAGCGAGCCUGGAACGAACGCGUCGAGUUUAGCUAUCAUCGUAGACCCCGUUAUCGCAACCGGAGGAACUUGUGCGGCUGCCAUACAGACGCUCAAGGAGUGGGGUGCUAAGCGCAUCAUUGUCCUAUCUGUCAUUGCGGCCGCCGAUGGUGUGCGGCGCGCUGCCGAGGAGUGGCCCGAGGCUGUGGAUAUAUGGGUUGCGGGCGUCGACGCUGAGCUCACACCGAAUGGUAUGCUCAAGCCGGGUGUGGGAGACGUGGGAGAUCGUUUGUUCUUGACAAUAGGGAAGUAAAGAUACCAAUGAUAGAUCAUCCGCAUGAAUGAAAUGAAUAUUAGCUAGACUAAUCACU
Molecule: messenger RNA, 1143 nt
Organism: Daldinia vernicosa
Lineage: Eukaryota; Fungi; Ascomycota; Sordariomycetes; Xylariales; Hypoxylaceae
Product: PRTase-like protein
Exons: 3
Coding region: 396-1085 (229 amino acids)
Source: RefSeq, a predicted model, not a curated record